AUGUGGAAAGAAGGAAGGUACCAGGAAAACGUUGAAGCCGGUCAUAGAGAAGCGUGCAAGGGAUUGAGCAUGGGAUCCGUACAGCGCUUGCGGUGGUGCAACCAGCUGUCUCCGCAGGUGGAGCACCGCGCCUUUACGCCGGAGGAAGACGAUACUAUUGUUCGGGCGCAUGCCAAGUUCGGCAACAAAUGGGCCACGAUUGCCCGGCUUCUAUCGGGUCGAACCGACAACGCCAUCAAAAACCACUGGAACUCCACACUCAAGCGCAAGUGCUCCUCCCUGAGCUCCGAUGAAGGCGGUAACUUCGAUAACAACGACGGCGGUGGUCAGCCGGAGCGGCCGUUGAAGAGAUCUGUCAGCGACGGGUCGGGUAUACCCGUUUCGGGUAUGUUCUUCAAUCCGGGCAGCCCGUCCGGGUCGGACGCCAGCGAUUCGAGUCUGCCUUCCCAUAUCUAUAAACCGGUGGCGAGAUCCGGCGUCGUUUUGCUUGAAACCGCUUCGUCCGUCGUUGACCCGACGACCAGUCUCAGCCUGUCUCUACCCGGAGUUGACCCGACCGAGUCAACCAAUCACAGGACCGAGUCAACUCAACCCUUAGCUGUUAAUCCCAUCAUCCACAUGCCGCCGCCGAUCCUGUCCAUUCCUCCGCCGCCGCCGCCUCCACCACCAUCGCCGCCUACACAUGUCAUCUCUUUAAGUCAGCUGAGAACUCACAUCGCGUCUGGGCUGGGAUCACCGGCAACACUAGCUCCGCCGGCGCCGUCGCCGAUGCCGGCGGCGGCGGUGCAGCAGCAGCCGGACAAUGUGUUCGUGCCGUUCGGGGCGGAGCUAAUGGCGGUGAUGCAGGAAAUGAUAAAAUCGGAGGUGAGGAAUUACAUGAUGGGAUUAGAAACACAGCAGCAGCGAUAUCAAAUCCAACAGCAGCAAGAACAGCAGCAAUACAUUAAUAUUCAGCAUCAACAACAACAACAACAACAACAGUAUAAUAAUGCCUAUGAAGGAUUCAGGAAUGCCGCCAUGAAGCGCAUCGGAAUCAGCCGGAUCGAUUGAUUUUAUUAAAUUUUUUUUUUUAAUUAAUGUUUAUUCAGUGACAAAUGGAGAAAGAAACGUUCUUGGUUUCUUGUUUAGGAUGAUGAAGUUUACCUUUUUUUUUUUAUUAAUUUAAUUAAAAAAAUUAAAAAAAAAAAUGGUCUUUGUACAGGGAGGCAGAUGAGAUGGUUAGAAGAGGUUUAAAACAAUUUUUUGUUCUGUUUCUAAA
Molecule: messenger RNA, 1258 nt
Organism: Erythranthe guttata (spotted monkey flower)
Lineage: Eukaryota; Viridiplantae; Streptophyta; Magnoliopsida; Lamiales; Phrymaceae
Gene: MYBR1
Product: myb domain protein r1
Biological process (GO): regulation of DNA-templated transcription
Cellular component (GO): nucleus
Molecular function (GO): RNA polymerase II cis-regulatory region sequence-specific DNA binding; DNA-binding transcription factor activity, RNA polymerase II-specific
Source: RefSeq, a predicted model, not a curated record